AUGGAUCCAGAUAUUCUUGAAUUGCGAGGAUUCAUUCGCGAUCCUAAAAACGUGGAUGAACUCCUACACAACCGUCGAUUGUAUGAAGAAUUCGUAUUUAAAUAUGAGAUCUAUCUCGCAAAUGUAGUGAAUUCUCACACCUUUUUCAAUUCCUAUGGUCCCAUCCAACUUGGCCACUUCAGAGACGUAUCCAAUAAAUGUACCAGCAUCUACUUUCUCAAAGGAAGAACCCAGGGAAACAAAUCAGCUAUACCAUCCGUCCACCGAUAUAUAUCAGAACAAUGGUUCGAAGGAAAUAUUCACAAUAAAGAUAUCACAUUUCAACGCUUUUUUGCCAAAAUAGUGCUCAUGUCACCAUCGUACGAAAUCGAUCAUUGUGUUGAACUCCACAAGAUUUUUUGCAGAAAAUUUGAUGGCCGCAGAAAGAAUCGAAUCCUCUCCUUAAAAAGUAAAGAUAACCACAAAGUCGCAAAACUACGGAGUUACGACCCAGCACUAGAAACGGAAGAUCCUCAUGAUUCAAAAGACUAUAGAAUCACAUCCUUGUUCCGAAGUGUGAUGAUUAUUAUGAGAGAUUGCAAACUCGAUGUGCCAGCCGCCGAACGAAAAGUGUUAUUGAUGAGAGUUGGGAUCAAGAACGGACUUGUUUUAUCCUUCAACUUUGAUGGAGUUGAACAAGUCGAGGAUGAUGAUCCCGAUUUCAUACCUCCAAUCAAUAGCAUCAUAACAACCUUAAGAGAAGCGGUGGCAUUCAUCAUGCGACUCCACAAAUCGUUUGAGAGUGUUUUCCCAUCAUCAAAUGAACGGAACACUGGAACAUUCAUCACAGACUCCGGAAAGUCAGUAUCCUUGACGACGGCAGAGGAAAUAGGAUAUGGAGGAAGGGAAGUCGUGGGACCAAGCACUAAUUGGGUCAAUCCAACCUCCGAAAAUAUUCCUCACAAUUGCUACAAAGAUUUCUGCCAUGCGUCGUAUGCUGAGAUGAGAGAUGGAUUCUAUGAUGAGGAUUCAGAAGCGAGAAUUCAACGAGAACCAGGGGCACCUACAUAUGGUCCGAGCAGUCAACUAACCUUACCUAUAAUACCAACUCCUAGCUUCAGCAUUAGCACGAACUUCGACACUCGAAUGAGUUUCGCUAACAUCGCCAACGAUUUGUUCUCAAUCUCGCAUGAUGUCUCAUCAGCUACAAGAUAA
Botrytis porri is the source of this 1194-nucleotide messenger RNA. RefSeq lists its product as uncharacterized. Bases 1 to 1194 code for a protein of 397 amino acids. The transcript has a single exon. The record is from RefSeq and is a predicted model, not a curated record. NCBI's taxonomy places the organism in Eukaryota, Fungi, Ascomycota, Leotiomycetes, Helotiales, Sclerotiniaceae.